Drosophila takahashii is the source of this 1404-nucleotide messenger RNA. RefSeq names its product RAB6A-GEF complex partner protein 2. Gene Ontology annotation, cellular component: Golgi membrane; Ric1-Rgp1 guanyl-nucleotide exchange factor complex. NCBI's taxonomy places the organism in Eukaryota, Metazoa, Arthropoda, Insecta, Diptera, Drosophilidae. The record is from RefSeq and is a predicted model, not a curated record. Gene Ontology annotation, biological process: retrograde transport, endosome to Golgi.
AGAAAACAGAAAACGUAAAUAAAUGAUUGAAAUAAAGGCGAAAUUGGUGCGGGCGGAUUCGGCCAUCUACGCCACUGGCGAAAGAGUCGAGUGCCUCAUCGAGUUCACCCACAAAGUCUUCUCGGAUGAGCCGCCCACAUCCCAAAACAGAAAUGCCAACGAAGCAAGUCAGGAAAACCUCGCCUGGGCCUCGGCGCAGCUGCAUUGUUACCGGAAGACCAGCUACUCCAUUUCCACGAGUGACAAAACCACGGAGCUCGCGGAGAUGAUCGGACGAACUGCCCUGGAUGCGGUGACCCAGGCGCCGGGCGAAGUGAUUGUGGCCACCAAACCCAAGAUCCUCUUCUGCGACCUGCGCCUGCAGCCCGGAGAGUCCAAGAUGUACUUUUUUAAUGAAUUCGUUCCGCGCGAUGGCCCACCGACCUACAGAGGUCACAACAUCCGGUACUUCUACAAGAUCACCAUUGCUACGCAACGGGUCAAGUCCAAGGUGCAGACGCUGACUGUUCCCAUACGGGUGUUGCCCAUUCCCAUAAUUUCCCGCCCGGAUGAGCUGCCCGUAACUGUAGAGACCAACGAGGAGCUGGCACCCACUAAUCCGUUCCUCGAGAAGCGCGAGAUUAGCGAACUGGAGAUAUCGUGGCACCACCUUAAGAAUGUGACUGCUCGUCGGGCGCCCAAGUUCUAUCGCAUUUCGAACAAGCGUGGAUAUGUUGGUCGAUUUUGCUUGUUUAAGCCAGCUUACAAGCUUGGCGAGGACAUCGUGGGCAGCCUAGACUUUGGGCCCGGUGUAAGCCCCCGCAAGGUUCGCUGCGUUCAAUUCUCGGUGAAGCUCCAGCAGCAGGAGCUUUCCGUCCGUCCACAGCCUGUGCAGAAUCACCAACUUCAAUCUCAAUCGUCCACGGGGGAUGAUGUUUCCUCGAUUAACUCGUUUGAUAUGGCCAGCAUAGCUAGCGGAGUUGUUGCUGAUAGCCUCCACAAAUCGGUCACAUCGGGAAGUUCACGGGACAAGGAAGUUCCUGAACCGACCGGGAAACUCUCGACCAUUUCCACCUCUCACCAAGUGUGCUAUGCCACACUGCAGACCCAGGUAGUAGUGCCGAUUCCGCUGCAUGUAACACCCACAUUCCGCACGGAUCUCGUCGACGUCCGUUGGCGAUUGCAUUUCGAGUUUGUGACCACCACGAUGAUGGACUUUGGCAUCCCGAAUCCAGAGUUUGGCGAGUUGAAAGCACCGGCCGAGUUGCCCGUGGAGACGAUGGUGUGGAACCUACCGGUCACCAUCUACGCCGCCAACCCUCUCCAAAUAUAUGCCCCCAACCAGACCUUUAAUCUACUUAUCAAGUGAUGCAAAGCAUUUUACUGUUGCAAUAUAGAACCGGUUCGCCAAAAUUUAAGUUAUUC